Pogoniulus pusillus (Red-fronted tinkerbird) is the source of this 1630-nucleotide messenger RNA. It is a transcript of the gene DRGX, whose product is annotated as dorsal root ganglia homeobox. Gene Ontology annotation, molecular function: RNA polymerase II transcription regulatory region sequence-specific DNA binding; DNA-binding transcription factor activity, RNA polymerase II-specific. Gene Ontology annotation, biological process: regulation of transcription by RNA polymerase II. Lineage: Eukaryota; Metazoa; Chordata; Aves; Piciformes; Lybiidae. The coding region runs from base 1 to 786 and encodes 261 amino acids. The transcript is spliced from 6 exons. The record is from RefSeq and is a predicted model, not a curated record.
AUGUUCUACUUCCACUGCCCACCGCAGCUAGAGGGAGCGGCCCCUUUCGGAGGUCACUCUGCCGGCGACUUCGACGACGGGUUCCUGCGAAGAAAGCAGCGCCGCAACCGCACCACUUUCACCCUGCAGCAGCUAGAGGCACUGGAAGCCGUUUUUGCACAAACCCACUACCCCGAUGUCUUCACUAGGGAAGAGCUGGCGAUGAAAAUCAACCUCACGGAAGCCAGGGUGCAGGUGUGGUUCCAAAAUCGAAGAGCUAAAUGGAGGAAAACAGAGAGGGGUGCAUCUGAUCAAGAGGGUCCUAAGGAAACGAUGACUGAGGUGGCUCCUCCUGCAAGGAAUUUAAACUCUCCUUCUCCAGCAGAUCAAACCAGGAACAAAAAAGAGGGUCUGGAGAUCCAGCAGAGUCUGAGUCGAACAGUGGGUCCUACAGGACCUUUCUUCCCUUCCUGCCUUCCGGGGACUCUUCUCAACACAGCCACCUAUGCACAAGCAUUAUCCCAUGUCGCCUCUCUAAAAGGGAGCCCGCUGUGCUCAUGCUGCGUUCCGGACCCCAUGGGGCUCUCCUUCCUGCCCACCUAUGGCUGCCAAAGCAACCGUACCGCCAGCGUGGCUGCGCUGCGCAUGAAGGCCCGGGAGCACUCCGAGGCUGUGCUCCAGUCUGCCAACCUCCUUCCCGCCACCAGCAGCAGCCCCACUCCUCCCGCCAAACCCAGCCCCGAGGGCAGCCAGGACAAGCAGCCCUCUCUGGCCAAGGAGCACAUGGAAGGGGAAAAGAAUGUAUGAGACCGGGCAGGUGCUGGCCCCUCAGCUGAGGGCAGGGGCCCGUGGCUGGGGCUCUGCUGCGGGGUGAACUGCAGUGUAACUGUGCCCCAGCAGAAAACCAUGGAGCCACCAGGAACUUGGAAAGUCUGAGUGGCCUUUGUGGCUGCCUUUCAAGCUUUCUUGCUUUUCUUGCGCUGCUGUGGGUUCAUUCACCUCACUUCUUGGCAUUAUCUGUGUUUGGAAACUUGUAUGAAACUGUUUUUAGCCUUUCCUCCACUUCCUAACAAUACCAAAAUGCCUAGAAUCCUGGCUGGCAGCAGAGUAGCACUUCCAGAUAUGAGGUCCAGGGCAGGAAGGCAUCCAGGCAUCAUUUACUGCACCAUACACAGCAGAGGUGAAGGAAUAUGCAGAUAUAUACCAAUUUAGCUUGCUGUUUUCUGAUGGCAUUUAACUUCAACCAGAUCUAUCCCAGGGAAGCUAGGUGUAAGAGAAGCAGAAAACAGAAUGAAAGACUUAAACAUGGAGGUUAGUGGAAGAAUUCCUGUCAUCCUGUCAUCCUGCAAUGUGUUGAGCUUUUACAAUGGGUUCGUGUUCAGCUUGCAGCAUCUGAGCUUGGGAUGCACUUGGAGAGGCAGUCCUGAGUAAGCCUGGCAGCAAAAAUUCUUUCUCUCUACCCAAGUGAUCUUUGCCCAUGAAUUUCACAAAACCUGGCAUUCCUCUAGGGCUCACAGGACCCUCCCAAACUCCUUGGUUCACACCUUCCCUUCCCCGAGACAGGGUUUGCUGCCAGUGCCUAUUCAAAGACAGAAAGCCUUGGUCUUCAAAAGGUGGCUUUGCAGCACCUAACACCUUCAUUGCUCCAGGA